Vespula pensylvanica (western yellowjacket) is the source of this 2404-nucleotide messenger RNA. Its product is annotated as protein brown-like. The coding region runs from base 388 to 2214 and encodes 608 amino acids. Gene Ontology annotation, molecular function: ABC-type transporter activity; ATP binding; ATP hydrolysis activity. Lineage: Eukaryota; Metazoa; Arthropoda; Insecta; Hymenoptera; Vespidae. Gene Ontology annotation, cellular component: plasma membrane. The record is from RefSeq and is a predicted model, not a curated record. The transcript has 11 exons.
UAUAUAUAUAUAUAUAUAUAUAUAUACACAGAUACAUAAUAAAAUACACACACACACGCUUACAGAAAAUUUAAGUUCGAACUUCCGAUGAAAUAAUAUUAAAAUAUAAAUAAAUGAAAAAUAUGCGUUGUUUCCUACGUUUUACUCGCGUCUCAUUAUAAAGUAUGAUAAUUAAUACAAUUUUAAUCUACUUGGUCAUAAAGAUAGCAUUUAUAGUGUCAGCGAUCAUGAAAGUAAAAAAAAGAAACUGUCUGACAAUGAAUUUUGUUUAGAAACUGAUAACAAUGAUAAGGAUGAUUUAAAAUGUUCAGAUGCUCUCGUCGCUGAGAAAAUUCUAAUCGUCAGUUUAAUUCAGUGACUCUCUUGAAUGGUAAAUUAUACUUUGACAUGGACUUCGUUGUUAGUAAUGAAAAUAAUCGAAAAAAGAUUACAUUGUCUUGGGAAAAUGUAACGGUUAGCAUAAAUGAUCAAAAACAAACGUUUCUACAAUCUGUUUGGUCUAAUAUUAGAAGAAAAUCGCGUAUUAGAAGAUUAGAAAUAUUAAAGCAAGUGUCUGGUUAUGCGGAAAGUAAUAACAUGAUUGCUAUAAUGGGACCAAGUGGCGCUGGAAAAACUACUUUGUUAAGUACGAUUGCAAAAAAAAUUCAACCGAGUUGUGGUAGUAUCAAAAUUAAUGGAUUAGAUGUUUCUAAUAUUGUUAUGUCGCAAAUUUCGAGUUACAUGGAUCAAUGUAAUGAAAUAUCUAUUGAUCUUACGCCUAGAGAACAUCUUUUGUUUAUGUGUGCAUUAAAAAUGGAUAAAAACACGAGUUAUCGUGAAAGAAGUGAUAGAACCAAUAAACUUUUAAAUGAAUUUGGAUUACAUGAAUGUAAAAAUAACUUAAUAACAAAAUUGUCAGCUGGCGAAAGGAAACGAUUAUUUCUAAUCUCGGAAUUGGUUGCUAGACCUAAAAUUAUUUUUUUAGAUGAGCCUACAACAGAUCUUGAUAGUCUCACCGCGAUGAAUGUUGUACAAAUGUUAAAAUCAAUAUCAAUGAAGGAUACUUUGGUCAUUUGCACUGUUCAUCAGCCAGGAAUGGCAAUGUAUAAUUUAUUUACACAUAUUGUUUUAUUAGCUGACGGCAGAAAUAUUUUUUCUGGAAGUAUUAAAGAUCUCAAGCCGUUUUUUGAAAGUUUAGGAUUUAAAUGUCCAGUUGGCAUAGAUCAAUCGGAAUACCACAUUAGUAUUUUAUCUCAACAUGAUUCAAUGAAAUCGACCGAAGAACAAUCUUUAAAAAUAUCCGAAGCAUUUUUACAAUCAUCUUAUUACAAAUUACCUGCCUUUAACAGAGAUUCCAAAGAAAAGAUACAAUCGAAUUUAUGCAAUAAACCAGGACAAUUGAAACAACUUUUUUGGUUACUCUGGAGAAUUUAUAAAAAAAAAAAGAGGACACUUUUUUCUGAUAAUUUAUCAUGGAUAUCUUUUUCGAUAUCUAUGAUAGUCGUAAGUGUAUUUUUUUAUGGUAAUAAUUCUAAUACGCAGAAAGGAAUGCAAAAUGUUAGAGGAGCAUUAUAUCUAAUGACGUCUGAAAUAAUAUUUACGGUUGCUUAUUCGGUAAUAUACGAAUUACCAUCAGAUAUAAUUAAUUAUCUUCGUGAAACUUCGAUCUAUGGUCCAGGUGUUUAUUACAUUGCUACUUUUAUUGGAUUGAUACCAAAAUCUAUAAUAAAAUCAUUUAUAUUUACAUUAUCAAUAAUUUUGACAUUGCAUAAUAACAUUCAUUGGAAUGAUAUUUCAUAUUAUUGUCUUGCAAUGGCGUUAGGUGCAAUUUGUGGUACUGCUUAUGGUAUGAUGAUGUCAAGUUGGACACUGAAUGUUAAUUUAACGUCAAUGAUUAUGGUACCAAUCGAUAUGUUUUUUCUUUUAACUGCUGGUAUGUUUUAUAAUUUGAGAAGUUUACCAAUUUUUUUGGGAUAUAUAAAAUAUUUGUCAAUAUUUUAUUAUAUCAACGAAUGUCUUUCAAUACUCUAUUGGUCUCAAGUUGAUAAAAUUGAAUGUGAGCCAGACGAACGAUUACCAUGUUUAAAAAAUGGAACGGAAGUUUUAUACGAGUAUGGUUAUAAUGAACUCAACUUUAUCUUGGAUUUAUGUGGAAUGAUACUCUUAACAAUCUUUAUGUGUAUCGUUGGAUACUUCGGAAUUAAAAGAAGCAGGAGAAUAAGUCUUUUAUCUUAAAAAAAAAAAGAAAGAAAAACAGACAUAUUAAAAAAAGUAAGAUAACUAGCAUUAGCCAAAUACGAUGUAAUUUAUUAGAAUUAAUUUGUUGAUUGGGUAUGUAAUUGUAACAGUCAAGUUUUACAUUAAUUUUAUUCUUUUUUCUGUAUAAUUGUUAUUAUUUAAAAUUAUACAUAAUUCACAAGGAUGA